Microthlaspi erraticum is the source of this 2163-nucleotide messenger RNA. The record is from the annotation of a GenBank genome assembly. Lineage: Eukaryota; Viridiplantae; Streptophyta; Magnoliopsida; Brassicales; Brassicaceae.
AUGGGUAAGAAGAAGUCAGACGAGAGUGUAGCCACCACAAAGACGAAGCCAAGCGGAAAAGAUUCUUCUAAAGAACCCAAAAAGGAGAAACUAUCAGUCUCAGCGAUGCUUGCAGGCAUGGAGCAGAAAGGUGAUAAACCCAAGAAGGCUUCAUCAUCCAGAGCCAAGACGGUUGCAAAGAAAGGUUCCUCCUACACUGAUGACAUAGAUCUUCCUCCUUCUGAUGAAGAAGACGAGGUCGACUCUGAUGAGGAAGCGAGACAAGCGGAAGAAAAGAGAAAGCUGAAGAGCGAGCAUAGGCAUCUUGAGAUCUCUGUGACCGAUAAGGAGCAAAAGAAGCGUGAGAUGAAAGAAAGACAAGCUCUCCAGGCUCUAGAGCUUGCAAAGAGAGAGGCUUUGAAGGACGACCAUGACGCGUUCACGGUUGUUAUCGGAAGCAAGACUUCGGUGCUUGAAGGAGAGGACACGGCGGAUGCGAAUGUGAAAGAUAUCACCAUCGAUUCUUUCUCUGUCUCUGCUCGAGGUAAAGAGCUUUUGAAGAAUGCCUCUGUGAAGAUAUCACAUGGGAAAAGGUAUGGUUUGGUCGGGCCUAAUGGAAUGGGGAAGUCUACGCUGUUGAAGCUUUUAGCAUGGAGGAAGAUUCCAGUCCCCAAGAAUAUUGAUGUUCUUCUUGUUGAGCAAGAGGUGGUCGGUGAUGAAAAGAGUGCUCUGGAAGCAGUUGUUUCUGCCAAUGAGGAGUUGGUUAAGGUGAGGAAAGAAGUUGAAUCUCUGCAGGAUUCGUCUGCUGGAGCUGACGGAGACGGCGAAGAUGAUGAUUCUGGAGAAAAGCUUGCUGAUUUGUAUGAGAGGUUACAGAUAUUGGGGUCAGACGCUGCUGAAGGACAAGCAGCCAAAAUUCUUGCAGGGUUAGGUUUCACAAAGGAAAUGCAAGUCCGUGCAACUCAGUCGUUCAGUGGUGGCUGGAGGAUGAGAAUAUCUUUAGCUAGAGCUCUCUUUGUGCAGCCUACUCUGUUGCUGUUAGAUGAACCCACCAACCAUCUUGACCUGAGAGCUGUUCUCUGGCUAGAGGAGUAUCUGUGUCGCUGGAAGAAGACGUUGGUUGUUGUUUCACAUGACCGGGACUUCCUCAACACUGUCUGCACUGAUAUAAUACAUUUGCAUGACCAGAACCUCCACUUCUACCGCGGUAACUUUGAUGCUUUCGAAAGUGGAUAUGAUCAGCGACGCAAGGAGAUGAACAAGAAGUUUGAGGUCUACGAGAAACAGGUGAGAGCGGCUAAGAAGUCUGGAAACCGGGUUCAACAGGAGAAGGUAAAGGACAGGGCCAAGUUUGCUGCGGCGAAAGAUGCGUCGAAGAGUAAGGCAAAGGGUAAGGCGAUCGAUGAGGACGGCCCAGCACCGGAAGCUCCGAGGAAGUGGAGAGAUUACAGCGUGGAGUUCCAUUUUCCAGAACCAACCGAGCUCACUCCUCCUCUUCUGCAGUUGAUUGAGGUUAGCUUCUGCUACCCAAGCAGGCCAGAUUUCAGGCUCGCAAAUGUUGAUGUUGGUAUCGAUAUGGGUACAAGGGUGGCUAUAGUUGGACCUAACGGAGCUGGGAAAUCCACUCUCUUGAAUCUUCUUGCUGGAGAUUUAGUUCCAACCGAGGGUGAACAGAGAAGAAGCCAAAAGCUGAGGAUUGGCAGAUAUUCACAGCACUUUGUUGACCUGUUAACAAUGGGGGAAACACCGGUUCAGUAUCUUCUCCGCCUUCAUCCAGACCAAGAGGGAUUUAGCAAGCAAGAGGCUGUGCGUGCGAAGCUAGGGAAGUUUGGGCUGCCAAGUCACAACCACUUGACUCCGAUUGCGAAAUUGUCUGGUGGACAAAAAGCUAGGGUCGUGUUCACCUCGAUCUCAAUGUCGAAGCCACACAUUUUGCUUCUUGACGAGCCUACGAAUCACUUGGACAUGCAGAGUAUAGAUGCGUUGGCAGAUGCACUAGACGAGUUCAGUGGAGGAGUUGUGCUGGUGAGUCACGACUCGAGACUCAUUUCACGUGUCUGUGAGAAUGAGGAGAAGAGUCAAAUCUGGGUUGUGGAAGACGGAACAGUGUCUUUCUUCGAUGGCACAUUUGAAGAGUACAAAGAAGAUCUCCAAAGAGAAAUCAGAGCAGAGGUUGAUGAGUGA